GGCGUUUCCGGGAAGAUGGCGGCCGCGGGCGCAGCUGCCGAGCCGGUCCCGGCGACGACGGCGGCGGCGAAGGACGACGAAGAGGAGGAGGAAGAGGAGUCGCUGCCGCCGUGCGAGGCCGUGCGCUGGGCCCCGGUCGGGGCGGUGGCGGCGGCCGAGGAGGCGGGCGCGGCCCCGGGCUCCCCGCCCGACUCGCCCGGCCGGACGCUGCGGCGGCUGCGGGCCGAGCGGCGGCGACUGGACUCGGCGCUGCUCGCGCUGUCCUCGCACUUCGCGCAGGUGCAGUUCCGCCUGCGCCAGGUGGUGCGCGGGGCGCCGGCCGAGCAGCAGCGCCUCCUGCGCGAGCUCGAGGACUUUGCCUUCCGCGGCUGUCCUCACGUCCUGGGUUACGGGGGACUCGAGGACCCCGCCGGCGACGAGGGGGACGGGCUGCCGGGGGACCGGCCACGGUGGCGGGGCGAGGAGCAGAGUGAGCAGGAGAAACAGGAACGCCUGGAAACGCAACGAGAGAAACAGAAGGAACUGAUACUGCAGCUCAAAACCCAGCUGGAUGACCUGGAAACAUUCGCCUAUCAAGAGGGCAGUUAUGACUCCUUGCCACAGUCCAUGGUCCUGGAAAGACAGCGGGUGAUCAUAGAUGAGCUAAUAAAGAAACUGGACAUGAACCUGAACGAGGACCUCAGCUCACUGUCCACAGAUGAGCUUCGGCAGCGUGUGGAUGUGGCUGUGGCACAGAUUGUCAACCCUGCCCGAGUGAAAGAGCAGUUGGUCGAGCAGCUGAAAACUCAGAUCCGAGACCUCGAGAUGUUCAUCAACUUCAUCCAAGAUGAAGCAGGCAGCCCUGUGCCAUCAGAGGGUGGACACUGUGAGUGCAGGGCUGCAGGGAAGGCAGCGAACGGUGCCACCAGGACUGGUAGCAGACGGCCUCCAGGAAAUGGUAAAACGAAGGCAGACGACAUGAAGAGGGCACAGGAGACUGGGCUGCAUCUGAUGCGCCGGGCGCUGGCCAUGCUCCAGAUCUUUGCCGUUAGCCAGUUCGGUUGUACCACUGGCCAGAUCCCACAAACCCUGUGGCAGCGGGGCCAGGCCGACACAGACUACUCGCCCUUACUCAAGAGACUGGAGGCGUCCGUCGACCGAGUGAAGCAGCUGGCCUUGCAGCAUCAGCCACACGGCCACGUCAUCACUUCAGCCAACCUCCAGGACCUCGCCCUGGGAGGCAAGGACGAGCUGACCAUGGUCGUGCGGAAGGAGCUGACGGUGGCAGUGAGGGACCUGCUGGCCCAUGGGCUGUACGCCUCCUCCCCAGGGAUGAGCCUGGUCAUGGCCCCCAUUGCUUGUUUGCUGCCCGCCUUCUCCUCAGCCCCAGAGGCCAUGCAUCCCUGGGAGCUCUUUGUCAAGUACUACCACGCUAAGAACGGCCGUGCCUACGUGGAAUCCCCAGCCCGGAAGCUCUCCCAGUCCUUCGCGCUGCCUGUUGGAGGAGGCACCGCUGUGACCCCCAAGCAGAGUCUGCUGACGGCCAUCCACAUGGUGCUGACAGAACACGACCCUUUCAAGCGCAGUGCAGACUCCGAGCUGAAGGCCUUGGUGUGCAUGGCGCUGAACGAGCAGCGUCUUGUGUCCUGGGUGAACCUCAUCUGCAAGUCAGGGUCACUCAUCGAGGCCCACUACCAGCCCUGGAGCUACAUGGCACACACAGGCUUCGAGAGUGCCCUCAACCUGCUCAGCCGCCUCAGCAGCCUCAAGUUCAGCCUCCCUGUGGACCUGGCUGUGCGCCAGCUCAAGAACAUCAAAGAUGCUUUUUGAUGAGAACACCCUGGCCCUGGCUCAGCACCUUGCUCAGUAGGGACACACAGUCUUCUGGGGUAGGAGCAGGGAGGAGGGGAAGGGCAUUUUUCCUUUGCCAAAUGACUCAGUCUAUUUCCCCCACCAGCUGAGUAUCUUAGGAAGAUACUCUGGGUACGCUCUUGUUAAAAGAUUCUGGCCCAGUGUGUCAUCAGCGCACUUGUGGGCACAGAUACUUGGACCUAUGGAAAGAAAGCAGUCAUUGGACACAGUUAAUACACCAACUCACCCCAUGACUGUUUCUUACAAAACCUAGUCACUUUAACUGUUUGUGGCAGUGAAUGACAAUAUCAAUUGAUCUUGAAUAUAAUCAAUUUCAGGCUCUGGUUAUUUCAGAGGUAUCUUCCCCCACUUGAAACAAGUAUGAUAGCACCCUAAGGCCAGAAUUUAAGUUCCUUUUAUGAAUACUGAGGCUCCUUUUUUCCUGACCUAUGUAUAGCACUCUUUAAUUCGUUCCCUCUAAAAGAAGAACUAGGGGGCCAGAGAGAUAAUACAGCAGGUAGCAUGCUUACUUUGUAUGCAGCCUACCCAGGUUUGAUCUCCAGCAUCCCAUAUGGUCCCCCGAGCACCACCAGGAGUGAUCCCUGAAUGCAGAGCCAGGAAUAAACCCUGAGCAUUGCCAGGUGUCACCCAACCCCUCCUUAAAAAAAAAUAGGAAUGAGGGUUUAGGAGAGAGCUCAAGUGGUAGAACCCAUUUGUAACAUGGUGAGAUCCUGGCCUCCUAAGGACCGCUGGGUGAGUCCACAGGGAGGCUGAACUUGAGGCCCAUCAACAGAACUUCUAAGGUAGUUAACCACAAAUCCAUUUGAAUAGGAGCUCUCUUUCACAUACAGGUGAGAACUGAAAUCUAGGUAGUUCCCUUCUCAUGACACAGAUCACAGUCUGGGAACUGGUGGUUUAUGAGGAAUGACAACCGUGGUCUGUAGCAUGUCCUUUGGUGAGGACCCUUUCCUCUCAUCACCUCCCAGGGUGACGGAUACAUCUUACCAGAAGUAAAUGUGUUUUUGCUAAAAUCAGGAGUAAAUGUGUUAGAGGUGUACCUCUUGAGACUACCCUUUCCCCGAAGUCAAAAACUGAACAGAAUGCACACUGGUGAUGCAGUGACUCCAGGCACACUUGCCUGGAGACUGGAGACUGGAUGAUGGAGGAGGAGGUGUGGGUCAUGUGGCAGGAACUGCAGCAGAUCACUGGGGACAAGGGUCUUUGUCAAACUGAAUCUACAAUCCAUCCUACUUGAUAAAAUCUUUUGGGAUUUUAGCCUAAGAUGUUCUUAUUUGUCAUUCAGUUUGCGUAUUGCUCCAGGACUGACCAAAGAUAGGCAGAAGGAAAACCAAAUGGGCUCUGAGCAUUACUGAGUAUUUGUGUGUUAAGUUGCCAGCUGCACUUUGUGUCUGCACCAUUACAUUUUAGUGCAUUUUAACUUAAUUUUGUCAAAAUGUUAUUUAAUAUGUAUAACUGAUAAUUCAUUAGAAUUAGGUCUGUAUGAAACAGGAUGAAUGUAAAAUGUUGUGAGAAAUUUUGUAAAUAUAUGUGGUUGCCAAUAAAAACAUAGUAUUUUGUGUAGCUUCUCUGCAGAGA
This is a messenger RNA of Sorex araneus (European shrew), 3426 nucleotides long. RefSeq names its product RUN domain containing 1 (gene RUNDC1). Bases 16 to 1809 code for a protein of 597 amino acids. The transcript is spliced from 5 exons. The record is from RefSeq and is a predicted model, not a curated record. NCBI's taxonomy places the organism in Eukaryota, Metazoa, Chordata, Mammalia, Eulipotyphla, Soricidae.